Molecule: messenger RNA, 824 nt
Organism: Paramecium pentaurelia
Lineage: Eukaryota; Ciliophora; Oligohymenophorea; Peniculida; Parameciidae
Source: the annotation of a GenBank genome assembly
AUGAGCUAUAAUUAAGAAGAAAAUGAAGAUUAGGGUCUUGAGAAUAGAUCUCCAAGAAAUGAAGAAGAAGAAGAUAAAAAUGAUCAAGAACAAGAUGCUUAAAAUUAAUUAAAUUAAAAGAAGAAAAAGAAAACAUAACAAUUUCGAUUGAAACCUGAAUAAUUUACAGAUCCUUAAAAAGGAGUCAUUUAUUUAUAUAAUUUAUGUAAAGACUAUCGAUUUGGAAAUGAAGAAUUUGAAGAAUUAAAUAAAUAUAUGCAUGUUAUAGAAGAAUGGCAUUAUUAAGUAAUGCCUAAAUAUGACUUUGACUAUUUUACAAAUAGAUUAUAAAAAUUUGGAGGGAAUAAUAGUGUUUAAGUAAUAUAUUUACUUACUUUAAGACUCACUUAUAAUUCCUCAGAAAGGCUCAUAAAGGUCUAAUUCCUUGGCAUUUCGUUCUUAAUCCAUUAGGAGAACAACCUAUAAAUGAUCAUACCAUAAAUUAAACAUUUAAUGAGACUAUAACCAAUAAUUCAGCUAUCUAAGAAGAAUAACCUUAACUAAACAUACAAUAAAUUGAUUAAAAUUUGAGUUAACCAGAUCUAUAGUAAAACAUUACUUCUACUAUUUCACAAAAAAAACCUUUAAAAUUAUCUUUAAAAAAAUACAAUUUAUAAUCAUAAGUCAAAUCUGUUAAAAAAGAACUUACUGUUCGUUUCAAUGAUGAAGUUCAAUAUGAGCCAACACCUAAACCUAUAAUUUAAGAGGAAGAAAAUUAUGAUGACAUAUUUGAAUAGUUAGAGGUGGCUUAUAAACUAAAAGAAGAAAAGAAACUAGUAAAUUGA